Penicillium coprophilum is the source of this 1506-nucleotide messenger RNA. Its product is annotated as purine-cytosine permease family protein. Gene Ontology annotation, molecular function: transmembrane transporter activity. The transcript has 5 exons. The coding region runs from base 1 to 1506 and encodes 501 amino acids. The record is from RefSeq and is a predicted model, not a curated record. Gene Ontology annotation, biological process: transmembrane transport. Gene Ontology annotation, cellular component: plasma membrane; fungal-type vacuole membrane. Lineage: Eukaryota; Fungi; Ascomycota; Eurotiomycetes; Eurotiales; Aspergillaceae.
AUGGCACCGGAAAAUGAUAUCACUGCCCUAGAGGUACACCCCAACAAGAAAGACCUGACUACUGAAACCCCUGAUGUGGCCAAUCAAGAUGAGGGAAUCUACGCCGAGACCACGACCAAUCGCCGCAAUCCCGUUGGAUCACGAUUGGGCUCCGUUAUCAAAGCCUUUGAGAACCAGCUCAUCGAGUAUAACUUGGAAGCGCGGGGUAUUGAACGAGUCGCUCCAGAUGAGCGCAUGAAGCGCCACACCUGGAUGUCGUAUCUACAAGUGUUCUUACUUUGGAUCUCUAUCAACCUUGCACCCAAUAACAUUACCCUCGGGAUGCUAGGGCCUGCCGUGUAUGGUCUCAGCUUCCGGGACACGGCGCUUUGCGCUGUAUUUGGCGCCUGUGUUGGUUCCAUCGUCUCCUCUUGGAUGGCCACAUGGGGGCCCGCUUCCGGGAUUCGGACAUUGGCCUUUGGGAGGUAUUCGAUGGGCUGGUGGCCCAGCAAGAUCAUUGUUCUAUUAAAUCUUGUUCAGAUGAUUGGAUACGGCUUGAUCGAUUGCGUCGUUGGCGGACAAAUCUUGUCUGCUGUCUCCCCUGGCGGCAUGUCUGUAGCUGUCGGCAUUGUGAUCAUCGCGGUUCUCAGCUGGGCUGUGGCCACAUUCGGCAUCCAAGUCUUCCACUACUAUGAGCGAUUCGCCUUUUUGCCCCAAGUAAUUGUGGUCUUCAUCCUCUUUGGGGUAUCAUCUGUAAAGUUUGACCUGUCAACCACCUCUGUCGGUGAUCCCAGGACAUUAGCUGGUAAUAGGCUAUCCUUCUUCUCCAUCUGCCUGAGCGCCGCAGUCACCUACGCCCCACUCGCGGCCGACUUCUUCGUUUACUACCCCGAAAAUACCUCUUCCGUGAAGCUAUUCAGCCUAAGCCUGGCAGGCCUCCUCGUCUCCUUCACCAUGGCUCUAGUCUGCGGUGCUGGGCUGGCCUCGGGCAUUUCUACCCACCCAGAGUACUCUGCCGCCUACGAGCAAGGCCAAGGAGCACUUAUCGUCGAGGGAUUCGGCCCGCUACACGGCUUCGGCAAGUUCUGCUCUGUGAUCUGCGCCUUAGGCCUGAUUGCCAAUACCGUCGCGCCCACGUACUCCGCUGGAAUCGACUUCCAGAUCCUCGGUCGCUACGCCGAGGCAGUACCGCGCGUCAUCUGGAAUACCAUUGCCGUCAUUAUCUAUACCGUCUGUGCGCUAGUUGGUCGCAGCAACCUCUCUGAGAUUUUCACCAAUUUCCUCGCUUUGAUGGGCUACUGGGUUGUCAUCUGGAUUGCCAUUGUUCUCGAGGAGCGGUUCAUCUUCCGUCUUCGCACAGGAUACAACUGGGCGAUCUGGCGGGAUCCAUCAAAGCUGCCCAUUGGAAUUGCGGCUUUCGCUGCCUUUGUUAUUGGCUGGGUUGGCGCCGUGUUGUGUAUGGCGCAGGUGUGGUACAUCGGACCCAUUGCCAAAUUGGUCGGCGAAUAUGGUGCUGAUGUAAGUUGA